ACGGCGCCCCUCGCCCCGCCCUCCCCGUGCCAGUUCCAGCGAUGGCGGCCAUGAGCCUGCUGCUGCGGGCGGCCGCGGCCUGCGGGGCCCGGCGGGCAGCGAGCGGCGCGCCCUUCCCGCGGCUCGCAGGGACCGCCCGCCUCCCCGGCGCCCUGGCUCCUGUCCGACAUAGCAGCGGCCAUGGGAAGAAAAUGUUUAUUAUCAAGGCAACGAGUUUUUAUGAUACUCGGUUUCUGAACUUGUUGAGAUUCUAUGUAUUUCUGACAGGCAUACCAGUGGCACUGUUCAUAACAUACGUCAACAUCUUUAUUGGUGAGGCUGAACUUGCAGAGAUUCCCGAAGGUUAUAUACCAGACUACUGGGAAUACUACAAACACCCUAUAAGUCGCUGGAUAGCUCGUUACCUCCUUGACCCCCCUGAGAAGGAGUAUGAGAAACAGAUGGCUUUGCUUGAUGCUGAAGCGAAGAAAACUGAACUGAGGCUGAUGGAGUUGGAGGCACGCAGACUGAUGAGACACAGGGGAGACGGACCUUGGUAUCAUUAUGAAACACCUGAUAAAAAUCUUGUUGACAAUUCUAUGAAAUCCACACCUGACAAUUAAACAAUUUUAAGACAGUAUGUGUGGUCUUAAAUGCAUACUGACAAAUUGUGACUGAGCUAUGUAAUAUACAUCCUGCUGUUCACUGACAGCAGUGAAUAAAAAUAAACAAUGUU
Molecule: messenger RNA, 715 nt
Organism: Cuculus canorus (common cuckoo)
Lineage: Eukaryota; Metazoa; Chordata; Aves; Cuculiformes; Cuculidae
Gene: NDUFB5
Product: NADH:ubiquinone oxidoreductase subunit B5
Exons: 6
Coding region: 42-602 (186 amino acids)
Source: RefSeq, a predicted model, not a curated record